This is a messenger RNA of Haliotis rufescens (red abalone), 507 nucleotides long. RefSeq lists its product as uncharacterized. Lineage: Eukaryota; Metazoa; Mollusca; Gastropoda; Lepetellida; Haliotidae. The coding region runs from base 71 to 403 and encodes 110 amino acids. The transcript has 5 exons. The record is from RefSeq and is a predicted model, not a curated record.
UGUCUAUAUAAGGCGGCCAAGAUAUGCAUAAACUAUCACUGCAAGAAGAUACGUACAACUACGAUACGUGAUGAAGCUGAUACUUGUUGCGGCUCUGUUGGUGUGCCUGCUGGCGAUACACGCUGAUGGACGCUAUAACUACAGACACUACCGGAUCAGGAUGAGUUGGAGAAGAACUACAUCCUGCAUCUUAAGGGCAGCAAGGCAGCUGUCUCACUGUUACGGCGUCAGAUCAAGGUUCCGAUACUAUGGGAAGAGAGAAAUCGAUAAUGCAGAUGAGAAUGCUGACCAAUUAGAGAAUGAUGAGCAGCAUAUAAGCGCCAGAGAUCUGUUUGAGGAAGCCGAUGAAGGAAGUCAAGGAGGGAACGGCUCGGGAUCUUCCAAAAAGGCGACUGACGCAUAGAAACAAGCGACACAGUGAAGGAUCCAUGGAAGACAACGUGAAUGUCUAUCGGAAAUCACUCGGACGUCCCUGAUUAUGUUAACAUAAUAAAUUCUUGAAGCAGA